This is a messenger RNA of Leptinotarsa decemlineata (Colorado potato beetle), 644 nucleotides long. Its product is annotated as 5-oxoprolinase. Gene Ontology annotation, cellular component: cytosol. The record is from RefSeq and is a predicted model, not a curated record. Gene Ontology annotation, biological process: glutathione metabolic process. Gene Ontology annotation, molecular function: 5-oxoprolinase (ATP-hydrolyzing) activity. Lineage: Eukaryota; Metazoa; Arthropoda; Insecta; Coleoptera; Chrysomelidae.
AAUUGGCAUGGUUGCUCUGGUGUUCAUACUCACAUGACUAAUACAAGAAUAACUGACAUUGAAAUCGUUGAAAGACGUUAUCCUGUUCAUGUUCGCCAAUUUAUGCUCAGAGCACGAAGUGGAGGUUCAGGAAAAUUUAGAGGUGGAGAUGGGGUCCUGAGAGAGUUAAUGUUCAGAGCGCCUCUCACCCUGUCCGUUCUUACUGAGAGAAGGGUUCUUCAGCCUUACGGACUAGAAGGUGGCGGUCCUGGAGCCCGAGGUCUCAAUCUUCUGAUCAGAUCGGACGGCAGAACUAUCAAUCUGGGCCCAAAAACCGCAGUGCCAGUCUUACCGGGGGAUGUUUUCCAGCUGCAAACACCUGGAGGAGGAGGAUUCGGUGUCGAGGAAAUGACUGGAAUCGGAGAGGAAACUGCGUCUCGAGGGAGAGACGAAAAUUACGUCACAAGGCGAGGGACUUUCGUGGAACGCGGCAGCGUUUUUGAGUACAGACAGGCGCAAGAGAGCGUCUAAAGUUAGUUUGAUAUGUUGACUUUUGUUUUCUCUAAAUCGUUGAUGUUGUUAUAAUGCAGAUUAGAGGGGUGCUAAUUAGUACAAAUAUUGUAGUAGUUGGUGUUUUUGGGGUAUUAUAUGCAUGGCUAUAAUUA